This is a messenger RNA of Telopea speciosissima, 806 nucleotides long. RefSeq lists its product as uncharacterized. NCBI's taxonomy places the organism in Eukaryota, Viridiplantae, Streptophyta, Magnoliopsida, Proteales, Proteaceae. Bases 68 to 517 code for a protein of 149 amino acids. The transcript has 2 exons. The record is from RefSeq and is a predicted model, not a curated record.
CAGUUAAUAAUUUAAGCAUUAGUAUCUGUCUUGAUAAGGUAUGAACUCUGUUGGCAUCUGAAAAACAAUGUUGUUACAGGUUGAUAACUUUGGAACCGUAAACCUGGUUGAAGCAUGCCGGAAAAAUGGAGUAAAGAAAUUCAUUCUUGUUAGUUCCAUUUUAGUCAAUGGAGCUGCAAUGGGGCAACUACUCAAUCCAGCUUACAUCUUUCUAAAUGUAUUUGGACUAACAUUGAUAGCAAAGCUACAAGCAGAGAACUAUAUCAGGAAAUCUGGUAUUGACUAUACCAUCGUAAGGCCUGGUGGGUUGAAGAAUGACCCUCCAAGCGGAAACAUAGUUAUGGAGCCUGAGGAUACACUUUAUGAAGGUUCUAUAUCUAGAGAUCAGGUUGCAGAAGUUGCUGUUGAGGCAUUGCUCCGCCCAGAAGCUUCUUACAAGGUUGUGGAAAUAGUUUCUCGGGUUGAAGCUCCGAAGCGUUCGUUUGAAGAACUAUUUGGUUCUAUAAAGCAACACUGAUUUUGUUAUGAUAGUAGAUAAGCCAUAUUUACAUCACAUAUCGUCUCUCUCUCUCUCUCGUUGAUAAGCUUGUUAGCUUAAGCAACCUAACUAAUGUAUAGCUGAAUUUUUGUUGAUUAUAAAAGAGGAGAAACCUGCGUGUGUUAUAUAAAAGAAAUGAGAACCUCACCCUGGUAACUGAUCCAUACUGUUGGGAUGUGAAAAAUAAAUGAUGCUGUGAGAGAGAAUUGUGGCAAUUGAGCAAGAUAGAAUGCUUUAAAGGUGUGCACAUGGGGAUGCACUUGGAUAA